Messenger RNA from Zingiber officinale, 2407 nucleotides. RefSeq lists its product as uncharacterized. NCBI's taxonomy places the organism in Eukaryota, Viridiplantae, Streptophyta, Magnoliopsida, Zingiberales, Zingiberaceae. The transcript is spliced from 4 exons. The coding region runs from base 123 to 1499 and encodes 458 amino acids. The record is from RefSeq and is a predicted model, not a curated record.
GAUUCUAUAGAUAGAACGGCAGCAACUUCCUAUAUAUUCUCCGCAUCGAAUCGGGGCUGCGAAAUCGAGGACGAAUUAUUAGUGGAAUUGAUCGAGGCGAUUUGGUUGAUCACGCGAUCGAUAUGGUGGUGAAGACGAUGAUGAGAUUAUCCUCGCCGUCGCCGGAGAAUUUGCGUAUGCGGAAGAAGUUCAAGGUCUCCGUGAGGGUGGAUGCCGUCGAUGGCCUUCCCUCAGCUCCGCCGGGGGCAGGCGCGGCGGCGGCUGUCGAGAUCGAGUGGCGCCGGCGGCCGUCGCCCAAGGUUGUCGGUGCGCUGUCCUUCCUCGCGGGAAGAAAGAAGACGGAGCGAGGGGUCACGUCGAAGAGGAUCGCGGACGAGGGCUUGAACGUCGCCGCCGCUCGUUGGGGCGACGGCGACCAGGAGAACCGGUUCGAGAAGGUGUUCCGAUUUCGCGACUCCGAUCUGGUCGCCGCCGGUCCGCUCGACGGACUCGAUUCUUGCAGAGCGUGGGACGUCUCCUUUACUGUCCUAUACGGAAAUAUUGAUAAUGGAGUGGAGGUGAAGGAACUUGAAAGAAUCGGGACAGCAACGGUAAACCUAGUUGAAUGGGCUAGGGAAUGCCUGUCCCAGAAAACAGGAGGAAGGGCAGAAGAGAAGGAACUCAUGAAGCAAUUACCCAUCUCCUUAGUGACGGACAGCUUGUCAAGUUAUGGAAUGCUCUAUGUUACUGUCAGUUUCACGGAGGUGAGUACUGGCAACGUAAAACCGAGUUCAUCAGCCAAUGCAGAAAACACAAAAAUAGAGCAAAUGGACCGACAAAUUGAGAGAUCCAAUUCAGGAAGCUCUGACAGAGGAAAUACAGAAGAUGAUGGCAUAUUGGCAGAUAAUACUAAUCGAAGUCACACUGCUAGCAGCAGUGGAAUAUCAAGCCCAGAGCCAGAAUCGACUUCAAAGAGAUGGUUCAGCUGGCGUAAGAAGAGCAAAAGUAGUUUUUCAUAUGGGGAUCUUGAGGGAGAAAGCAAAAGGACUUCCUUGUCUCAGGAACUCUUUUUUUCUGAUAACAUCAAUAAAGGAUCAUCGGGGGGAUCUAGUCAAGAUGAUAUUGAUCCCGUUGGUAGAUGGACAAGUGAAGAAUUUGUGAGUAGGGACAAACAAGCAAAACUCAAAGUUCAAACAUUCUUUGCUUCCAUCGAUCAGCGAGAUCCAACUGCUGGAGGAGAGAGUGCAUGCACAGCAAUCGUCGCAGUGAUUGCUGAUGCCCUCCACAGAAACGAUCUGAAUACUCCGACUAGAUCAGAAUUUGAUGCAUUUAUCAGACAAGGCUCAUUGGAGUGGCAAAAGUUGUGCAAUAACAAGUCAUACAUCGAGCGGUUUCCAGACAAGCACUUUGAUCUCGAGACGAUAUUGGAAGCGAAAACCAGGCCAAUAUCCAUUUUACAUGACAAAUCUUUUUCAUUGGGUUCUUUCAACCGGAGAACUUCAAAUCAUUGCAUGGCUUAAUGUCAUUCGAUGACGUUUGGGCUGAGAUAGUAAGCGACAAUGCAAGACACAGUAAGGUCUACAUUAUUAGUUGGAAUGAUCACUUCUUCAUUCUCAAGUUGGAAUCAGACGCAUACUAUAUUAUGGAUACUCUGGGAGAGCGACUAUACGAAGGAUGCCAGAAAGCUUAUGUCUUAAGAUUCGACGAUACCACAGAGAUGUAUCAUUGCUGUGAAGAAAACAAGGGAGCUGAAGACAAUGAAGAGCUAAUUUGUAGAGGGAAAGACUGUUGCAGAGAGUACAUAAAUAGAUUCUUAGCUGCUAUACCAUUGCAGGAGGAGUUGGAACUGGAAAAGAAAGGGAUCGAGACCAACACAGCCCUCCACCAGAGGUUGCAGAUCGAGUUCCAUUUGACUCAAGCUUCAACUGAUGGAAGAAGUGACGGUCACUUGAAUUGGAAUGACUGUUGGACUAGCGCAGUAAUGAAUCCAUGGACCACACAAGGAGAAACAAUAUUACUAGGGAUAUAGAUUGGGUUGACAAAGUUAUAGAUUGGAACUGACAGACAAUGCGAAAACACCAAAUAUAAACUGUUUGGACACGAUUGUAGAAGAGAAGUUAGCCACCACAUCGAAGUAGUGGCUGCGUAUGUAAAUAAAUCUCUUCUUCCGAGAAGGUUGUGCCAAUCUUCAAGGCAGACUCUCUGUGGUGGUUGGCAACGGUAAGUUAAUUCGAGAUACCAGUGAAACUAAAAGUGUGCAGUUCUAGGCGGUUAAUAUAUUUUUUUCUUCCAAUUUGAUGAAUGCGUCUAUUCACAUCUAGAUGAUGCAAAUGGUUGGAUUGGAAUUGAGUUUUGUUCAAUUAUUCAAUGGAGUUGAAUCAAUGUUGUCAAAGUUGUUGCGUACUAAGAAGUAAUUAUUUUCAAUUUC